GUCGAAGAGAAAAGUCGUGUCGAGCGAGCGUAGCGAUCCAGUCUCUUUCUUUAACACCUAACAAAUAAUUAAGUAAUUAAGGGGAUUAUUUCAAAAUGACUCUGUCUCUCGCCAAGGCAUCCAGUUCUGUCUGACAAAACGGAUCCCAAAGGCAUGGCCAGCAGCACGGAGGAUUACGGUUCGGAAUUGCAGGAGUUGCAGUGGGGUGGCGGUACCGGAUCGCAUUUCCUGCGCAGCGGCUCCCACUUCCUGAGAAGCGGCACCGGCGGUUGCUACGAGGCCGAGGAUUUAGAACCCACCAGCAGGCACCAUGGCGGUCAGCACAGGGGAUAUUACAGCCCUCCGGGUACGAGUUACACGAUCGUCGAGAGACCACCGAGCGCCCCCCAUCACCAUUCGUCGCACACCACGCCGUACAGGCACAGGGGACACGCCACCGGGGGCACCGGCGCCAUUUCGCCGGAGCAGGUGCUUAGACUUUUUGGCAACGGGGUCUCGGAGCGGCGACAAGGCGACAGGAGGACGCCGGCGUCGUCCCCGGCGAGCGUCUCCGCCGUCAGGACCACGUCGUCCUCGGUGUCGCAGCAACAACAGCAGCAACAACAGUCCCAGCAGUCCCAGCAGAACCCAUCGAAUCCGCCUACGUCGCCGAGUUCUCAGCCACUGAGCCUCCAGGAGCUCACCGUAAGGACAAUCACCAUGACGAGAGAUCCCCCGGACUCUCACCAUGGCUUUGGGAUCUGCGUGAAGGGUGGCAAGGACGCAGGUGAGAUCCGAAGUACCUUCAGGCUACCCCCGUCGCCGUACUUCGCGCCUCAAGAUCGAGGGGUGGGUGUCUACAUUUCGAGGGUGGAGGAAGGUUCGGUGGCCGAACGCGCUGGACUCAGGCCAGGAGACACCAUCUUGGAGGUGAACGGCACACCCUUCCGUGCGGUGACCCACGAGGAGGCCCUCAAAAUGUUAAAAUCCUGCAGAACCCUCAGCAUGACGGUACGCGGGCCAGCCUUGGAUCCCCGCUGCAGAGUCGGUCAUCCGGUCUGGUCCACUUCCGGUCGUCAACAAUCCUGCAGUUGGAUGGACCGUCAAGGUCGUCCGGCCUCGCCGCCGCCUGUUUACCCACCUCGUGACUCUAGGUACUGUCCAAGGACGAGGAAGGUCGAGCUCUGCAUCGAACCCGGUCAGUCGCUCGGCCUGAUGAUUAGGGGUGGCCUCGAAUACGGCCUUGGAAUUUACGUCACCGGGGUCGACAAGGACAGCGUGGCCGAUCGGGCUGGACUGUUGGUAGGCGAUCAAAUCAUCGAGGUGAACGGUCAGAACUUCGAGGAGGCGACCCACGACGAAGCAGUGCAGAUCCUGAAGACGAAUAAGAGGAUGACACUCCUGAUUCGAGACGUGGGAAAAGUUCCACAUUCCUGCACCACUAGUCAACCAAUCGUCAUGCCAACGUCUAGGUACCCAGAUCACGAUCCCAUGCUACUGGAGAGCCCUGGAAACCAUCGACCACCGAGUCCUUCUAUCGCCAGCGACUGGAGACAUCGAGGCGGCGUCCACACGGUUUCCGCCGCGACGGCCGCCAUGGUGGAGGAAAAAGCGAGGGUGGUUCUCGCGAGGAGCGAAAGGGCGGCUCUAUCUCAGCUUCUGGCCGAUUACAGGACACGACGAUUGACGAUCGAGGAGCUGGUGGUCAGUUUAGGCGAUUUGCUGAACACCCACGAGAAACUGACUCUUCUGACCGAGCUCAGGGAGCUCGUCGAUAGCAAAGACAGAGCUGCCUUCGACGAUCUCGUUUACAGGCCUCGCGUAGCCAUGGCAAGGAGAAAAGGCGACCGCGCCCAUUCGGAUCUAAUAGUGACACCUUCCCUCCACGAUCUUCCGAGGGGUGUACCCGGUGGUUGUUGCCGUCCGGGACGACUGGUGGACGUCGAGGGAGAUCCCCUAGGAGUGACAGGACCUCUCCUGCCGCGGGAUAACCAGGAAUAUAGAUCGCCGAGCGAGGACAGCGGUCUCGGGGCCGACAUGCCCAGGACCAGAGCGGGCUGCAGGAGGGCACAGCAUCAGGUGACGACCUCCGACCUCGCCCUCUCCAACGACGACGAGUGUGACAACCAGGUACAGAAAAUCGUUCGAGACACCUUUUUCGCGCCGCCCCGUGGUGCCUCGAAGCCCGACGCUAGAAAAGAUCCCGCUACGACGGUGACACGUGAACGCGGUAAAAGGGAUCUUUAUCGAUUUCUUUUGCAGGACUACGAGGACGAGCUGGAGAACGGACGUGGGCGGAGGCACAGCUCGCCGGGCGGUUCGCGCGGCAACCCCAGAGAUUACGGUCAUCAUCAUCUUCAUCCGGACAAUCUGGAGAGCGACGGUGGUUGCGAUGGUAGCGACGCCGAGAUGAUCGGUAACGGGAGACGCGGAGGAGGAACGGAAAGGGAUCGCGAUAUGGAGGAGGAUGAGGACGAAGGAAGGGAGGAAAGGAGCUCGGAGGGUGGAGGUGGUGGAGGUUUCGGUGGUUGGAGGUCCCAUUUGCUCGGUGGACUGACGCAACGUGUCAAAUCCUGGUACUGGGGCGCCAGGCCCCUCGAACUCGCGCACAAGCUCUCACGAAGCUUCGACAUGCAGGAAGCGCAGCUCCUCGAGGAGGGUGGUUCCGGUGGCGGGUCCGCCGGGGCUGGAGGCGCUGGAGGACCCCCACGAAGACACCACAGCGCUCAAAGGCUGGCCAGGAGCGAGAUGUCCGAGAGAAGAGAGGAAGACGGCGCCCUGGUGGUGCCGGAUCACCAAGGGAACCUGAGGAUCACCGUCAAGAAGACCAAGUCGAUUUUGGGUAUCGCCAUCGAGGGUGGUGCCAACACCAAGCAUCCGCUACCAAGGAUCAUCAAUAUACACGAUAAUGGCGCAGCCUACGAGGCUGGCGGUUUAGAAGUCGGUCAAUUGAUUCUAGAAGUUGACGGCCACAAAGUCGAAGGUUUGCAUCAUCAGGAAGUCGCGAGACUGAUCGCCGAGUCGUUUGCGAGGCGCGACCGCAACGAGAUCGAGUUCCUGGUGGUCGAGGCGAAGAAGAGCAACCUGGAGCCGAAGCCAACGGCUCUGAUAUUCCUGGAGGCGUAGCAGGAAUCUCCCACCUCCGAGCCGGAACCACCGUAGCACAACGUGACCAGAGCUCGACCCGCGACACGCUUAGAGCGUCGUCAACGCUGAACCGCCAACGAAGCUGACGAGAGCGUGGAGAAGGAAAACGAGGCGAAACGAACGAACACAGAGGGUCGAGAAGAAGAGCGGAUACGCGCCAGGACAGAAACGAGGACGUGCUCUUGGUCUUCUCCGUACGCUCUCGACUCUGCCGGUCGAGCUCUCGGUCAGGCGCUAAUCGAACCUGGCCCUGGUGGUGGGAACUUUUUAAGAAGAAACAGAAGAAACAAGAAGCGCCGUACGAGGCGAGGAACGACGUUAGGCGGCGAGAGAGGCUCGAUUAACGAGUCAAUGGGAUGAUAAUUGCACGGUCGUCGACGCCACUGUUGCUGUCCUCGUUGCUGACGAGCCUUCGGGCUAACGGAACCGGUACCGGACGCUUCUAGGCUUGCCCUUUCGAGCCCCGGCAAUGUUAAAAAGGACGCGAGCGUGGAUCACCGGUGGGGAACUGCAACGAGGAACGCGAGAGGCGACGAUCCCGUGAAAGAAACGGAGAAAACGAGAUUGCCUGUGGAGGGACGUUGACGAGAGACGCUUUAAGUGCGAAGAAAAUUACGUAGAGAAAGAGACGGAGGAUGUUGACUGUGCCAAACUCAUUAAGGAUUGUUUCGUGUAUAGUAGUUAUGAUACUAUUAAUCGUAAGGGAUCUAACAAGGACUCUGCCCAAAAAGGGGGAACGUCGAUCUUAGGGUUCAGGUACACCGUUGAGGGAUACUGGGCGACCAAGACGCAUGGUGUCAGUGUCGCGUUCGUCCCACGGAAAUUACGGACACAAUCACGAACCGGAGUUUUCGCGCGUUAGCCACGAAACGUGUCUCGACGCCGAGCACGUCGCGACUACGAAGAUUCACUGUUGACUAAUGCGUUAUCGAAGGUACUGGACGUUCACGUCGAUCAGGAUUUUUGUCGGCAAAACCUCUUCUGGUACGGUGCUCGAUGCCGUUACGACGACACUCGGGCUGUCGCCUCUCGAGAGAAACGCGGAUACUCAUCGGCGACACGGCGAAUCGGAGUUGCAAAUUAUAUUUUUUGCGAGACGUCGGACUUACUUUCUGUAAAUUAUCCACCAUUUCCCGUCGGGAUCUGCUUCUCGGUCUCUUUGCUCGAUUCAUGAAAAUGUUAUUCGACGUCAGUUCGAAAUAUUAAAUAUUCUUCAAUAACUCUAGAACGAGGUCAAUUAAAGUUUUCCAAGACUUCGUUCUUGUAAUCAGUCGAACGAAAAUGAAACGAGACGAUCUGUUCAAAAUCGAAACUUCGCGUUGGUGAUAUUUAAAUAUUCUUGGCAAAAUUGACGUAUUUAGUUAAUUAAAGAUUGUUAUUAAAACCAAAAGUUAAGACCUUAAUAUUAUUACAAUCGUUUUCUUUUUAUUUUAGAUAAAUAGAAAGUUAACAAUGGGUACAGAAAAUAAUUUAGAUGUCCUCGAGAAAGAAUAAUUUUCAUCGUUAUAUAUUUCGUUGCAUUUCUUAAAUUUUUUGUAACAAACGCACGCACUGUUCUAUUUAUUAUUUAUUAUUGGUAACACCGAGGAAAAUGAGAAACAAGAAUCUUCUUUACCAAAGUUUGUUCUCAGGAAAUUGUUUCUAUUUUGCUAAUUUCAUCGAUCGUCGCCAAGGAAAGUGCAACGUCAAAAAUCCUGACCGACUCGAGCCCGCGACUAAUACAGAAUUAUUAUGGGAAUUGUUGAGGCUUAACAAAGUAUAUUAUAUAUACAUAUAUAUAUAUACAUAUAUAUUAUAUGAUAAUAUUAUUGACUAUCGUAGUGGAAUUGCAACUCGUACCUACCAGAGAGGCCUCGAGCGCGCGCAAAUUAAUCCACUCGCUUGCACGCGUGUGCGCGUGCGCGCGCGAGCGCCGCGAAAAGAAUAAAAAAACAUAUAAAUUAUGCGAUAUUUUCAAACAGUUAAUAAACAUAGAGAUCGCGUGCUUAGUAAUUGGGCCUGAUCACUUCGAGCUCGAGCCGACGAGGGAUCGCGGACGAUCGCGCGGGAAAACCGUGAUCGAGAAAGAAAGAAAGGAUUCUCGUGGGAAUUUCGUGAAAGUGUGAAACGAAUUCGCGAUCUCGAACACGGAUAAUCGUUUGUUUGCACAGCGGAUCACGUGCAAAUUGUUUGCUGACUCGUUCGUGCCGGCAUAGUUCAUUUCGAGAGCGACCAUCUUCUUGGAAAUACGCUACCCAACAAAAAUAAUGAGACCUGCGAAAACAUGAAACGUUUUUCUUGGAGAAUUAUUAGAGCUAAUUCCGAGCAAAGAAUAAUUUUCAUCUUUACACGUUUCAUUGCAGUUGUUUUAUUUUUUAAAUUAGUAAAACGUUUUUGAGGAUGCAAGACUCCUUCCUAAAUAUUUCACUUUUCCGUUUCUACGAAUAACGAUGUUAUUGAAACCUAAUCUCGAUACGUUGUGUUAGAAUCUACCCUCUUAGUUUAAUUUAAAACUUAACGAGGGGUAUAAACAAUUAUUUAGACGGUCUCGUACUUUUGUCCAGUAGCGUAAACGACAAUUAGGAAACUCUGGACUAUUUUUCGUACGAGAGCACGCUUUUUCACGAAUGUCGUACAUUCACAGAAUCACUGUAAUUUUCUACGGUCGACAGACAAUUAUUGCGAGCAGAAACAGCGAGAUUUUCUAAGAAAACAAUAUAUUCGUGUAUUUAUCGUUUCGAUCUCGAGUUUCUCGACUGUCGCGUACGCUCGUGUAGAUUCCGUUUCGAUCGUUGGACGACUCGAAUAAUAAGGAAUUCGAUUUAUACGUGUGUUAGUACAGCGGUUUCUGAAUCUUUCAUUUGUAUUUCCUUGAUUUUCUAACUCUAUUUAAAUUCUGACGAUCCAAAAGUCUCUUUCGCUGUGAUAAAUUCCCCGAAUAGACCGUUUUAUAAUUUAUUUGAGCGCGAAGAUGAAAUUCAUUUUGUAAAUAAUCGUUGAUCUAGGAUAAUAGGACAGUCUCGAUGAAAUCUUGUUUUGAAUUUGCUAACUUCGAUUUAAAACGUUUGUAAAUAUUAGAGACUCGAACGUUUCUUUGGUGCAACCGUUUCUGGGAACCGCUCUGUUAGGAAAAAAAAACAUUUAUAACAUAAUCAUUACCGCAAUAAUUGUAUUUAAACGAGUAGUGGUUACUGAUUAUUAUUCGUGGGUAAACGUAGCGUUGUUGUUGUGAUAGUUACGAUUGACGCGUCUUGUUUAGUAUCUCUACCUGUUACCAGUUAAAUGUAGCUUACGAUUUAUCGACGAGUCCAUGCGUCGCGACUUUGAAACCGAUCGUCCGCGAUCGUCUCGCUUUAAAAAAAAAAAAAAAACCGUGCAAGCUUACGUAGAAUUGUCGCGUGUGUGUAACGAGAAAAAUCGAUCCUAGAAGGCGAGUCGAUAUGGAAAAAAAAACAUAAUCGAGCAACGAUCUAGUGAGAGGUAUCGACGAUUCAAAAAUUCAGCGAACAAAAAAAAAUAAUGUUAUUUUUCAAUUUGUUUCUCGAUUUUAUUCGAUGUUACUAACCGUGUGCUCUUUCCAACACCAGUUUCAACAUAUUUCGGUAAAUAAUACGAUAAGCGUCUUAACACAUUGUGAACCGACUUUGUAAUUAAAAAGUUCCACGUUUCGACUUCGAUCUUUCUAAAUUUUGUAACGUUUUGUGUAACGGAAUUCGAAAAUAACGCUAACUAUUAGUGAAUAAGUACAUUGUUCGAUUUGAUUGCCCGAAAGAUGAUACGCGAGUGGCAAAAGAAUCGCAGUCGUUGGUGUCACUUUGUAUUGAACUUUUUUCUAUCCCUGUUUGGUCGACAAUGUGUUAACAUAAUCAAAAGGUUACUCUAAUUAAAUCAGGUUAAAGCAUUAAACAAACUAUUUCACACAAAACAACGCGUUAUUUUGUUAAGACUUCGUGCAAAGUUAAAUUUGUGAUAUAUUCUCUACAAGGGACGGCCCGUUGCCAUUCCCGAUCUAGACGUUUAAUUCUCAAUAAAGGAUAAUCUAUCCAAAUUAAACGGAGGCAUAGUAUCGUCGAACAAAUUCUAAUGUUCCGCAUCUCCAAUAUCGCUAGUUUCCACCGAAAGUGAUACAACUUCAAAUUCCUCGAGUUUGAAUGUCUCCACGAGCGGCGAUGAACAUAAAAAGUACAAAGCAUUUUCAUUACGAGAAGAAAAUACAUUUGCAAUUUUAUCGGUUUUGUUAUUAUUACGAAUGUCAGCGAAGAGGAAGUACGAAAAAUCGCUUCUUGCAACGAAUGAAUCGAACAGAUUCCUCUCGAAGAAAUAAUCACCAAAGGAAAACCGAAGUUCUUUGUCGUUGGUACGCCAUCGCGAACGAGAAAAACGAUAUUCAGAACUAUGUGACCGGACGUGUGCACGAUGUAUUGUGGUAAAUGUGCCAAAACAGAAAAAAAACGCAGAAUAAAAUAGCGGCCCGCAAUAUGAGAUCACGUCGCGAAAGCAACGCUCUAAUAGAAGAUACGAAGAAACGAAAGAGAAGAAGAAAACAACAAUCGAAGAGAAGAAACGGAGUUUCGUUACCGAGGUGUGCACCAGAGUUGUUUCCUUCGAUGUUAUUUCGUAGAACGCGCGAGGAAACGUAAUUGCAAUUAAUUUGAAUUGCAAUUGAACGAAUCGCGGCCAAAAGAUCGAGGAACUUAUAUAACGAAAAAAAAAAAAGAAAAUCGAACGAAGAAGAAAUCGAUAGUAACUAGCUGCUUUUCGGCUGAAAAACAAAAAGAUAAAAAAAAAAUAAAUAAAUAUACCUCGUGCUAGUAUUUCUUCCCUUUUUUUCGAAGCUACGUUUUCUAAAAAGCAUCCUCGUUCGUUCGUCGUCCCAGGCGAAGAUUAAAGCUAAAACGAAACGAGAAUAGACGACGGAAUUCGAGAACUGGGACGCGAACAAAGGAACGGAAAGAUAUUUUUGUAAAAGCCUUCGAUGUACUGCAAUCACAGGAACGAUUCGAAGAUCUCAGCUAACAUAUCCGACAAUGCCUUACCGCUUUAAACGAGAGAACACUUUGGGGAAAGCGUUGCGAAUUAUCGAGGGUUCGUAGGGAAGUGUUCGCCCGAACUUCCGGUUGGUCGACGCACGUGGAGACGGUACGGUGCGAGGAACGACGAAAUUUGUCGAUUUUGAUAAACUUUUUUAAUUGGCGGAUCGAACGGACGGGGCGACGCGAAUGCGCGCUAGCAAUCUUCUUUUUAUUCCAUUGUAACAAAAUGCAAUAGAACAUAACACGGGGAAAAGGUAAAAUAAAUUAUAAUUAAAUUUAUAGCACGAUUCGUCUUCAAAUUUUGUAUGUUCGAAGAAUUUUGUCGAAGUGCCCCUUCUACUUUUAUAGAUUAUAAACAUUUUAUUGUAGCUUUCGGUUAUUUUGAAAUUACAAUUGUAACUUCAGGUUUGUGUCAAUUACAUUUCCACUGAUGAAACCAAGUGAUGAUCGAAAGCUAUAAUAAAUUUCCCCUAUUCCCUCUAUUUUGUGUUCAAUUUAAUUCGUAACGUUAAAUGUACGCAACCGAAAGAGAAAUUUCAGCCGACAUCAGCACGUUUCCCGCCAUUCCGUCUGUUCGAUCGCGAGAAACUAUAUCAAACACAGAAUGCGAAACGAAGAAUUAAAAACUGCCAAAACAUUACAAUUACCUCAGCGAUCAGGAUGCCCGUCGUCUCGCACGGUACACGUUUCACGAUCGUCGAUGUUCCAAUCCUGUCGAAAUAAGAACGAACAUACAGUUACUCGUAUUCGUGCACAAUAAUAGUGAUUCGCUAUAAAUGAAGAAAAAAAACUUGUUUCUUACGAAUCUAACCGUUGUGUUUGAAACUGGUUACGUAUUGUUGAUUUGUAAUAAACAUCGUUUGGUAAAAAUAAAUGGAAAGAAUUCGUAAAAAACAAGUUUCUUUCCAUUUAUAGCAGAUCACCAUUCCACUGUACGAAUACGAGUGGAAGUUAAAACUUGUAGAUCCCUCCGGUAGCUAUUUUUCCACGCCAGUUGUCCGUUUGACGGAAGUUCGCUCUCGAUCGAUCGCUUUCCAAUUCUCAAAACACACGAGCACAGCAAGAAAAAAAAGAAAAAAAAUCAAACACGAUCGAAGAACCUCUCUUACCCCCUGGUAGCGUCGAGUCGUCGACGUCGUUCGAUCCGACGAAAUAAUCGCGCGUAAACGCGAUUAAACGAGUUUACCUCGAAAGAUGAAAGCGUCUCGCGUCCGUGCACGCCGGACGAGCGUGUUUCGACAAAGCGAAAAGAGAGAAAAAAAAAACGCGAUGCCAAGGCCCGAUUUCUACGUUGAAAAAUAUGAUAGAGUCGCUAGACGACUGAGCCACCUUUCUCCGACAAAAGCGGCGCGCGUGCCGUGUUUCCUUCUGUGGAAGAAAAUCGGUUUCCAGUAUUCGUCGCGCCCGACCACGCGUCGAAGUCUCCGGCCGUCGAUCAGAACGAUCUCUGCUCUAGCGGUUCAGCGACUCCGACGCUCGAUACGGAAACACCGGAAAUCGACCAUCUCGGCGCGGCAGAUUUGUUCGUUAAUUAAUUUCCCGGGUCGUUUAGAGAAAUUGUACGCUGGUGUUCGAGACGAAUCCCUCGUGGAGGAACCGAGAAACCAGUCGCGAUAGAUCGUAGGUGUUCCGAUAUAGAGAGUUUACCGACGAUUAACGACGCGUCCUUAGUUUUAGCUACCGCAGAUACGCGCGACAGAGACAGAGAGUAAAAUCUAGCAAAGCGAUUUAUUUUUUCAAAGAGAGAGAGAGACAAAACCCGAGACACGAACUCGUACCAUAAAACCUGUUCAGCUUUCGCACACGUUCGCCAUCCGCAAACUUGCUUUUUCUCGAUCGGCCGUGGGUGCAGCGAGCCAUUGAAAUCGGACCUCCGCCGAUCGAAAGCGAUUCGUAGCGCCGAUGAAAGGCGACCAGAUCUUCUGGCGGACGUUAGAAAGAAACGCGGAGGUGGUGGGGGAGCACGAGGGAAACGAGAUUUCGUUUUCUCUAGGGCGAUCCGGGAAGCGUGUUAGCGUGUCGUUGUUUGAAGUAAAGUAAAUUUAGAAAACUAAUCUAAUCGAGAAUUUGUAGGAAACGUUACUCUGUUUAGAAGAUUGAGGAAAUAGAACUCGCUGCAUCCGCGGUGCAAAGCUCGCCGCGCGUCGACCGGAGAACAAAACACGAAUAUUUCGACUUCAGCUUCGUUCAUGCUAGGGCUGGGACCUUUUCUUCGACUUUAUUCGGAUAUUCGAACACUUGCACAAAUGUUAUCCAAACGCUUAACUAUUCGAAUAUUAUUUAAAUCUAAUACUUGACUGUUCGAGAAAUUUGUGUAUUAUCGAGUAUCUGGAUAUUCGAAUAGUAACAUUCGAACAAUGAUAUUUAAAUAUCAAUGUUAAUGAAUAGUGAUACAGAAAAGCUCUAUUGUUCGAAAGUUUUGUUAUCUAAACAGAAUGGUACGAACUUUAUUCGAAUACCAGGAUAUUUGAAUAGUAAAACAAUGAUAUUUAAAUAUCAAUGUUGAAAUAACAUUUUAAUAUUGAUGUUCGAAUAGUGAUACAGAAAAGCUCUAUUGUUCGAACGUUUUGUUAUCCAAACAGAAUGGUACGAACUUUAUUCGAAUACCAGGAUAUUUGAAUAGUAAAAUAUUCCAAUAAUGAAUGUUUGAUAAUGUUCAAACGACAACAUUGAAAUAGUAAUAUUCGAAUAGUUACAAUCGAAUGCAAGAAUAUUGGAAGUUUAUUGGUAGUAUUGAGAUACUAAUACGUGAACUGUUUGGAAUAAAAUCCCAGCGCUAGUUCAUACCUUCGCAAUCAAGCCGAGACAUCGCGCAGAAAAAUAACGCCAUGGAACAGGGGACGAUUCGCGAGACGAGUAUCAUCGAGGCGUAAACGCGAAACCGAUCCGAUUACCACUUGAGACAAACGCUAACCGAAUUGUAAAGCAGAUAAAACUGUACUCGUAACGUUUCAAGGAGCACUGUACAUAAGCAAAACGCUCGUUCAUACGCAUUUCAUAGAUCACUCCUUUUUGCAGCCGAUUUCGUACACCUUAGCGACACACGCGAUGAACACUAUCUCCACACGGACAUACACACACGUACACGAACAGAUACUUGAAUAGCACACGUACGAAUAAACAAGAAUGCGCGAACGUUCCACCAGGUGAGAACAACGAGUCGUCUAGCGUUAAUUAACGACCCGUCGAUUACUAUACUCAUCGUCGUGGAACGAAAACAGAAAUCGCGGAUGAACGGCACACGUACAGGAACCACCGGGUGUGAAGGAAAUUUGUGUUGCGAUUUUGUCAGGACAAUAGAUUUUAGACCUGAAAUUUUUUAUUUUUUUUUUUAGAGAAACGAGCAAACAUUUCAUUCGCGACGUUUCAUGCAAGCUUGGACUUUCGUUGGAGGCAAAAUUUUACUAAUUUUCUUUUCUUUUCUUUUCAAAUGUCUACCUCGUUGGAGGGAGUUUCGUAACUUCGCGCGUUUCCGUGAAUUUUUGAAAAAUCGUGUUACGCCUGGGUUAAGUCUCGACUAAUAAAUAAAUCAUUGUCAAUUCAAAGUCUGCGAUUCCAGGAAAUGUGUAAUUUUUCUUUAGAAAAAUGCGUUAAAAUAGGCCUAUAAAAACGUUAGCCAACAAAACUAGUUUCUCGUAGGAAUAAAUUUCAGUUUGAUCGACUGUUAAUUUAAAAAAUGAUCGUUGAAAAAACUGUCGCUAUAUAUAGGUUUCUUUCCGUUGAAUAAAAACUACCUCUGUGAAAACCCCUGACAUUAUCUUGAUCAGGAAACAGCAUGAAAAUAAAAAUAGUUUUCAAUUAAAACGGUUUAGUCGAUGUAGAGGUUUUCAUCUACGAAAUUAGAUGUAACAACUGCCCGAUCGUAAUAAUAAUUUAACAAUGACAGGACACUUACUUUCUUUACACUCUGUACAUACAUACACAAACACCCACAAACACGCAUGUAAUAUACGUAAGAGGACAAGAAAGAUUUAUCGUUUCUACGCGCAGACAGCACGGCCGUGUUGUUUAGUUAUUGUUAAUCGCGAAUACUUUAAUUGCCCGUUCAAUUGUUGUUGCUCAUUACUGUUACCAUCAUGAUUACUAUUAUUGAAAGUUACGCGUGUAAUUAUUUUCACCGCAGACGCGAUUAUUUUUUUGCGUCUCGUUAUUACGAUUAUUAUUAUUGUUAUCAUGACU
Molecule: messenger RNA, 12317 nt
Organism: Colletes gigas
Lineage: Eukaryota; Metazoa; Arthropoda; Insecta; Hymenoptera; Colletidae
Gene: dysc
Product: whirlin-like
Exons: 15
Coding region: 154-3105 (983 amino acids)
Cellular component (GO): plasma membrane; cilium; stereocilium tip
Molecular function (GO): protein binding
Source: RefSeq, a predicted model, not a curated record